GAGCCCAGCGGCGGGUGUGAGAAUCGGUCAGGAGCCGCAUCUAGGAUCCCGAGAUCCGGAGAAGCUGGGGUCAGAGCGGCUCCUCAAGAGUUACUGAUCUAUGAAAUGGCAGAGAAUGGAAAAAAUUGUGACCAGAGACGUUUAGCAAUGAACAAGGAGCAACAUAAUGGAAACUUCACAGACCCUUCUUCAAUAAAUGAAAAGAAGAAGAGGGAUCGAGAAGAACGGCAGAAUAUUGUCCUAUGGAAACAGCCACUCAUUACCUUGCAGUAUUUUUUUCUGGAAAUCCUAGUAAUCUUGAAGGAAUGGACCUCAAAUAUGUGCAACGUAUAGAGAAACAGUUGCUUUUGUAUGCCUACUGGAUAGGCUUAGGAAUUUUGUCUUCUGUUGGGCUUGGAACAGGGCUGCACACCUUUCUGCUUUAUUUGGGUCCACACAUAGCUUCUGUGACGUUAGCUGCUUAUGAAUGUAAUUCAGUUAAUUUCCCUGAACCACCCUACCCAGAUCAGAUUAUUUGUCCAGAUGAAGAGAGUAUUGAAGGAGCUAUUUCCUUGUGGAGCAUCAUCUCAAAAGUUAGGAUUGAGGCCUGCAUGUGGGGUGUUGGUACGGCAAUUGGAGAGCUGCCUCCAUAUUUCAUGGCAAGAGCAGCUCGACUCUCAGGCGCUGAACCGGAUGAUGAAGAAUAUCAGGAAUUUGAAGAGAUGCUUGAACAUGCAGAGACUGCACAAGACUUUGCCUCCCGGGCCAAACUGGCAGUUCAAAACCUAGUACAGAAGGUUGGCUUUUUUGGAAUUUUGGCGUGUGCUUCAAUUCCAAAUCCUUUGUUUGAUUUAGCUGGAAUAACUUGUGGACACUUUCUUGUACCUUUCUGGACCUUCUUUGGUGCAACCUUGAUUGGAAAAGCAAUAAUUAAAAUGCACAUUCAGAAAAUCUUCGUGAUAGUAACAUUCAGCAAACACAUAGUGGAACAGAUGGUGUCUUUCAUAGGUGCUGUCCCGGGCAUUGGUCCUUCUCUACAGAAGCCAUUCCAGGAAUACCUGGAAGCUCAGCGUCAAAAACUCCACCACAAAAGUGAAAUGGGCACCCCACAGGGAGAAAACUGGUUGUCCUGGAUGUUUGAGAAGUUGGUCAUUGUCAUGGUGUUUUACUUCGUCCUGUCCAUCAUUAACUCCAUGGCACAAAGUUAUGCAAAACGACUCCAACAGCGGUUGAACUCAGAGGAAAAAACUAAAUAAGCAAAGAAAGUUUUAACUGCAGAAAUUAGAAUGACUGGGGCCUACCUUACCUGGGAGGACUCCAGAUGAGAGAGGGAAAGUCCCUUUUCC
Elephantulus edwardii (Cape elephant shrew) is the source of this 1325-nucleotide messenger RNA. It is a transcript of the gene VMP1, whose product is annotated as vacuole membrane protein 1. Gene Ontology annotation, biological process: Golgi organization; autophagy. The record is from RefSeq and is a predicted model, not a curated record. NCBI's taxonomy places the organism in Eukaryota, Metazoa, Chordata, Mammalia, Macroscelidea, Macroscelididae. The transcript is spliced from 11 exons. The coding region runs from base 243 to 1235 and encodes 330 amino acids. Gene Ontology annotation, cellular component: endoplasmic reticulum; membrane; endomembrane system.